Fragaria vesca subsp. vesca is the source of this 1365-nucleotide messenger RNA. Its product is annotated as protein FAR1-RELATED SEQUENCE 5-like. Gene Ontology annotation, biological process: regulation of DNA-templated transcription. The coding region runs from base 1 to 1365 and encodes 454 amino acids. NCBI's taxonomy places the organism in Eukaryota, Viridiplantae, Streptophyta, Magnoliopsida, Rosales, Rosaceae. The record is from RefSeq and is a predicted model, not a curated record. The transcript has 4 exons.
AUGGCAGGUGGUAUACAAAAUGUUGGAUGUAUGCCCAGAGAUUUGAGAAACUUUGAAAGAGAUUUGAGAGAAGAAGUGAGAGGACAUGAUGCAACUAUGCUACUAGAGUACUUUGAAUCAGAAAAGGAAAAGAAGCCAUCUUUUUAUUUUGAAGUCGACCGAGAUGAAGAAAACAGAAUGACUCGUUGCUUUUGGGCUGAUCCUACCUCAAAAAAAGCAUAUUUUUUCUUCAACGAUGUUGUUGUGUUUGAUACCACCUAUAACACAAACAAAUAUCGCAUGAUCUUUGCUCCAAUCACAGGCGUCAAUCAUCAUGGCCAGACAAUUGUAUUUGGUUGUGGACUUUUAAGUGAUGAGAAGACUGAAUCUUUUAUUUGGUUAUUGGAACAAUGGCUGAAAGCUAUGCCUAGUGGUCCACCGAAAGUUAUAAUCACUGAUCAAUAUCAAGCAAUUGCAAAAGCCAUUGCUCAAGUUCUUCCACAUACACUCCACCGUUUUUGUAUUUGGCAUAUCAUGUUUAAAUUUCGAGACAAGCUCGGUCCUGUGAUUGCUCAAGGUUAUUAUGGACUCUUCAAAAACAGUGUAUAUAAUUCUAAGACUAAAGAAGAAUUUGAAGCUAGUUGGAAGAAUGCUGUGCAACAAAGCAAACAAGAAAAUCAUGUAUGGUUGACCACAAUGUAUGAACUACGAAGUAGAUGGAUCCCUGCAUUCUGCAAUCACAUCUUUCAUGCAGGUAUGCAAAGUAGUCAAAGAGUUGAAAGUAACCAUUCAUUCUUCAAAACAUUUGUUUCUCUGAACAAUUCAUUAUUGGAUUUUGCUACAAGGAUUAAAAGGGGACUUGGACAACAAAGACAUGAAGAACUUAUUCGUGAUCACAUUGACAGUAAUGAAAUUCCAAAGACAAAGACGUAUUAUCCAAUAGAAAAGCAGAUGCGUGAGGUGUACACAAAGGAAAUAUUUUUGAGGUUCCAAGAUCAGGUUGUCAAGAGUACAGCUUACUUGAAAUGUGAAACUUUGAAGGAGGAUGAACAUGACUGUGUGUAUACUGUUUUAAGGGCUGCAGAUGAUGAACAAAGCUGGAAAAGGGUUUGGCAAAGGGAGAAGGACAGGGCAGCUGAGGAUGAGGGCAAAGGGUUUGUGGAGGACCUGAAGGUGAUGAUAGGUAAAGGGUCUGUGCCUAAUGCAAAGGCAAUGAGAGAGGUUUUAAAGGCUGAUGUUUGGGAUUUGUUACACUGCCUUAGACUUGCCUCUGAUCAUGGUUACAGAGCAGUGGAGGUAGAACCUGACACUAGUUCUGUUUCUCAAACUCAGUUGGAAGAGAUGGAUUCUGUUUACAGCCUUGUAUACAGUACGUUGCAAGAAUAG